Plodia interpunctella (Indianmeal moth) is the source of this 1316-nucleotide messenger RNA. RefSeq lists its product as uncharacterized. Lineage: Eukaryota; Metazoa; Arthropoda; Insecta; Lepidoptera; Pyralidae. The transcript is spliced from 2 exons. The record is from RefSeq and is a predicted model, not a curated record. The coding region runs from base 259 to 492 and encodes 77 amino acids.
CCGGCAGUACAUACUACAGUCCGGCAGUUGUUGACGUUUCGUGAGUGAACAGGGCACAGCCCUCGAGCUCUGCCAAGUCUAUUGUCCUGCAUUAUUUUGUCUCCUCGCCUGAUUACUGUGACACACGUGCGUGUUACAGCGAAUUUAGAGUUCCUGUUGAUCCUUUGUGCCCAGUAGCAGUCCAGGCUUCAUUGUGACAACAUAUUUAUGUUCUUUUAUUUUAAUAAGUUUUCACACUAAAGUUUAAUUGGAACAGUAAUGGAUUUUCGGCUGGUAAUUUUCGUGUGUCUCUUCCUUGCCGUAGUAUCGGCAUUUCCAGACGAAAGGACCCCGCGGGAGAAGCGUGACGUUAUGGAGACCAUCAAAAGCGCUUGGGGAGAGGUGGUGAAAACCCUGAGUGAUGCUGGAGACGCCGUGGUGCACGUGUUCAAACCUACAGAGAAAAGUGUUCUCGACAAGAUGGCUGACGGGGUCCAAGGCCUUACGCUAUAAUACCUUAUCUUAAUAGCAGACAGGUUUUGCUGCACAUGUCUUAUCUCACUCUUUUUAUAUAUAAGUGAAAAGGACAGCUUCUUAGUGACACAUAUUUGGUUAGUGCGCUGCAGUUAGGGUUGCCAUAUAGAAUGGCCAAAUUAUCUAAUCAAAAUGUUAAAAAGUUUUGGUUUUGGGAUUAUUUCCGUGGCAAAUAAAUAUAACGGACAAACAUAACCUACAAUAACAUUCUGAUUAUUAAAAAAAGGGUGUUCGUUCAAUAUAAAGUACAUAAUUAUUAAACGACGUCUUCUAAAAUUUUAAAAAUGUUGUGUAUUUUCUUUAUUUUCGUCGCGACAUUUUGUGUUUUGUCUCAAUUCGUCUCUGAAAUGACUGGACAACCAUCCAACCAUCUGACAACCCUAUUUUAGCUGCAGUUAGUAAAGCUAGACACGUCAACCUUGAUUAACUUCUAUGCUAUUUAGAUUCAAUGGAUUUUAAAAUAUGGGAGUCAUAGAGUUUACGCGAAGUCGCGGGCAUCAGCAAUUUUAUAAUAGUUAUAAAUUGUUUUUAUUCCAAUUUGGAUUAAUACGCUCAAAUCCAUUAUUAUAUGUAUAAUUUUCAAGAUUUGAAAGUUAAAUAGUCAAAUUAUCAGAUUUUUACCAAAAGAAAGUGUACAUACUCGUACACUUUAAAUGCAAAAAAAUCGUCUUUGAACAUUUGUAAAUAACUACACCAUUUUUAUAAGCAUUUUUACUUGUGUACAAAAAUAAUAUCUUGUUACAUCUUGGAAUUUACAGGGGUUAUGUUAUAUCUAGGUUAAUAAAGUAUUAUGAUAUAAUACA